Messenger RNA from Anolis sagrei ordinatus, 2842 nucleotides. It is a transcript of the gene IFT88, whose product is annotated as intraflagellar transport 88. Gene Ontology annotation, cellular component: non-motile cilium; ciliary base; centriole. Lineage: Eukaryota; Metazoa; Chordata; Lepidosauria; Squamata; Anolidae. The record is from RefSeq and is a predicted model, not a curated record. Gene Ontology annotation, biological process: non-motile cilium assembly; kidney development; inner ear receptor cell stereocilium organization. Gene Ontology annotation, molecular function: kinesin binding.
CGGCUUUUCUGUAACUUAGCAACCCAAAGAAGUGCAUUGUGGGCUUAAGGGACUAGGCCUCGAAGAGGGGCCUCGGCUGAAGGGAAGUUUACCUUUUUCGGGUAACGAAGCAGGCGCGUUAAACUGAUAAUUUGGAAACACUAGGAUAUCGGGGGAAUUCCCAUGUUUCUUAGGCUACAAUGAUGAAAAACGUCCACCUGGCCCCUGAAGCAGAUGAAGAUGAUCUUUAUUCUGGAUACAAUGACUACAACCCUACCUUUGAUACAGAGGAUCUAGAAAAUGACCCAGCUUUUCAACAGGCUGUGAAAACUAGUCAUGGUAGAAGACCUCCAUUUACAGCCAAAGUUCCAGGUACAUCCAGUUCAAGAACUUUAGCUACUGGAUAUGGGUCAAAGACAACACUCUCUUCAUCCAUUGGCAGACCAGUGACAGCAGCAGUACAGGAUGGGGUUGCUCGACCUAUGACAGCAGUUCAGGCAGCAGGUUACACAAAAGCAUCUUCAAGAGGUGCUGCAUUUGAUCCUCUUGGUCAAUCUAGGGGACCAGCUCCUCCUCUAGAAACAAAAAAUGAAGAUAGUCCAGAAGGAAAAAUUAAACAAUUGGAGAAAAAAGUAAAUGAGUUAGUCGAAGAAAGCUCUAUUGCUCAUAGCUGUGGAGAUUUAAAACUGGCUCUUGAGAAGGCAAAAGAUGCUGGAAGAAAAGAAAGAGCAUUAGUGAGGCAGCGUGAACAGACAAUGUCUCCUGCUAACAUCAAUCUAGAUCUUACUUACACUGUGCUUUUCAAUUUGGCUAGCCAGUAUUCUGCUAACGAAAUGUAUGCAGAAGCACUAAAUACCUAUCAGGUCAUAGUGAAAAACAAGAUGUUUGUUAAUGGAGGCAUGCUGAAGGUGAACAUGGCAAAUAUUUAUUUGAAACAGAGAAACUAUUCAAAAGCGAUCAAAUUUUACCGAAUGGCUCUAGAUCAGAUUGCAAGUGUCCAUAAAGAGAUGAGGAUUAAAAUAAUGCAGAACAUCGGAAUUGCAUUUAUUAAAACUGGCCAAUAUACUGAUGCCAUUAGUUCAUUUGAGCAUAUUAUGAGCACUUCGCCAAACCUGAAAGCAGGCUUCAAUUUGAUCCUUUGCUAUUUUGCUACUGGAGACAGAGACCAAAUGAAAAAAGCUUUCCAAAAAUUAAUUGCUGUUCCAUUGGAUAUUGAUGAUGAUGACAAGUAUAUUUCACAAGGGGAUGAUGCACAUACAAACCUAUUGAUAGAGGCAAUUAAAAAUGAUAGCUUACGGCAAAUGGAACGUGAAAGGAAAGCUACAGCAGAAAAAUAUAUAAUGACAGCUGCUAAAUUAAUUGCUCCAGCAAUUGAAACAUCAUUUGCAGUUGGCUAUGACUGGUGUGUAGACGUAGUGAAAACUUCCCAGUACGUGGAAUUAGCCAAUGACCUGGAAAUUAAUAAAGCAAUUACAUAUUUGCGGCAAAAAGAUUUUAAUCAGGCUGUGGAGACAUUAAAGAUGUUUGAGAAAAAAGACAGCAGAGUCAAAAGUGCAGCUGCAACAAAUCUUUCUUUUCUUUAUUUCUUGGAAAAUGAAGUUACCCAGGCCAGCAAUUAUGCAGAUUUAGCUGUAAAUUCUGAUAGAUACAAUCCAGCUGCUCUCACAAAUAAAGGAAAUACAAUUUUUGUAAAUGGAGACUAUGAGAAGGCAGCAGAGUUUUAUAAGGAAGCUUUAAGGAAUGAUUCUUCUUGCACUGAAGCACUUUAUAAUAUUGGUUUAACAUUAAAAAAACUGAACAGAUUAGAUGAAGCAUUGGAUUCUUUUCUGAAGCUACACGCUAUCCUUCGAAAUAGCGCCCAGGUUCUUUUCCAGAUAGCAAGCAUAUAUGAAUUAAUGGAGGAUCCAAAUCAGGCAAUUGAGUGGCUUAUGCAGCUCAUCAGUGUUGUUCCAACAGAUUCACAUGCAUUAGCAAAGCUUGGGGAACUCUAUGAUACUGAAGGUGAUAAGUCACAAGCUUUUCAAUAUUAUUUCGAGUCCUAUCGGUAUUUCCCUUCAAACAUUGAGGUCAUUGAAUGGCUUGGAGCCUAUUACAUUGACACACAAUUUUGUGAAAAAGCAAUUCACUACUUUGAAAGAGCAGCACUUAUUCAACCAACUCAGGUGAAGUGGCAAUUGAUGGUCGCUAGUUGCUACAGAAGAAGUGGUAACUACCAAAAAGCUCUUGAUACCUACAAGAUGAUUCACAGAAAAUUUCCAGAUAAUGCUGAAUGUUUACGUUUCUUGGUCCGACUAUGCACAGACAUGGGCUUAAAGGAAACCCAAGAAUAUGCAACUAAGCUUAAGAGAGUGGAAAAACUGAAAGAAAUAAGGGAACAGCGUGUCAAGUCUGGCAGAGAUGGCAGUGCUCGCGCUCGCAGAGAUGGCAGUGCUAGUGGUGCUGCCCUCUCUCCUGAAAGUGGGCAUAAUUCAGUCCCCAAAGUGGUAAGAGAUCCUGGUAGCAUUACUGUUAAAGGGGAACGUCUGAAUGCUAAACUGAUGUCUUUGCCAGGGACAAAUGAGCCGUAUGAAAGCAGUGUUAGUAAAGAAAUAGAUGCCUCCUAUCUGGACCCACUUGGACCCCAAGCUGAGAGACCAAAAACUGCACUAAGGAAAAAAGUGGAUGAAGAUGAAUUUGCGGAUGAAGACCUAGGAGAUGAUUUGCUUCCUGAAUAAGUAGCCUGUUGCUGUUGUUAAAAAAUGAAAAAAGGAAAGAAAGCAAUUUCUAACUGUUUUUUUUAAGUUUAUGAAAAUUCCUGUAUUUAUUUUAGCACUGUUUAAUCCAACUACAGAUUUUGAGUAAACAUUUUUUAUAGUAAGAGCUU